This is a messenger RNA of Fraxinus pennsylvanica, 753 nucleotides long. The record is from the annotation of a GenBank genome assembly. NCBI's taxonomy places the organism in Eukaryota, Viridiplantae, Streptophyta, Magnoliopsida, Lamiales, Oleaceae.
AUGGCUGGUGCACCUCAAGUAUCCAAGGGAAGUUGGUUCAGGCUUCGGUAUGACGAAGACGUGGACACGCCAACCGACACUCGAAACGUUCUGCUGAUANUGAUCAUCGCCGUAACCUUCCAGGCUGGAGUGAAUCCGCCUGGUGGAGUUUGGCAAGACAGCGAUGGACAUAAAGCAGGAACAGCGAUAUACGCGAGCCGAAAUGUAGCAUUUCAUUUCUUUUUAACUUCAAACACAUUGGCCCUUUCUUCAUCAAUUCUUGUACUGACGUCUCUCACCUACAAAUUCCCUUAUUGUCUUGAGUUGUGGGCUGCAACUCUGGGAAUGUUUGCAACCUAUGCAUCUGCAAUAUUUGCCGUUUCACCUGAUGAAUCAGUGAGAUUUGGUGCUGUUUUUGGUGCUGCUGCUGUGCCUUUCGCGUUUAGAGGAGGCGUGAGGCAAGCUGGACCAGGGCUCGACAGGGGAGGCACGCGUAGGAACCCAGUUGUGAAUCACGACAUCGUUCCUUUGCAAUUUUAUGAACGUCGAAAUAGAAGACUCCUUGGUCGGCGAGAUGGCGACGAUGAAAUUGAAGAGCUUGCAAGCGACUGUGAUCUACUGUGCGUAGGUUACGAUGGCCGACAACGAGCAAACCGGAGGAAUUUUGAACGACAGCAACAUUGGUCACAAAAGACUCCAACAAGUCAACGGCAAGAAACCAAUGGCUCUCAGGCAUUUCCAGGAACUGACUACACAAUAACUGCAUUAUUAUAA